UGUAAAACGAGCUAAAACAGCCGCUGAGAAGCGCUAUGUACGUUAUUGCAUUAGUAUAGGAAGGAAGCUACUUUGCGCCGGACAAUCGUAAGAGCUCGGGGAACCCCUUCAAGAACACUGGAUCUUUGUAAGUAGGAUCAGCAUUUUGACUGGAACUUGAAUGCCUCAAAGAUUGAAGUGCAGCAGGAACUUGGAUGACUUGAAAGGUUGCUCAGUAAAUCAUCAAUUCAAGCAGGGCCUGUCGGUUUUUUUUUCCCCCCAACAGAACUUCUGUAUUUAAAAACAUCUGAUUAAGAUCAACAACCAACCACAUGUUCUGUUGCAAAUGGACUUCAUGACAUGUUGGCUUCCUGCUUAAAACACAAAAAGAGGGCAGAUAAACUUAAAGAACAGCAGCUUGUGAUGACAAAGUGCCAAGUGCCAGCUGCCCUCAUUUACCAGAUCGAGCAGGAAUUGGACGAAGAUGAAAAGGAGAUGAUGUUUUUCCUGUGCCGGGAUCUCGUUCCUGAUUUAUCAAAUACAGACAUCAGGGAGCUCCUGGGGGCUCUGAAUGAGAAGGGGAAGCUGCUGUUGGGCUUGUCUGAGCUGUUAUACAGAGUGAGGAGGUUUGACUUGCUGCGGAGGGCCCUGCGGACAGAGAGAACAGCAGUGGAGACUGAUCUGGCGAGGUAUCCUAGAAUGGUCUCUGAUUACAGGGUGCUGAUGGUAGAGAUUAAUGAAGAGCUGGAUAAAAAAGAAGUGGGUUCUCUCACUUUCCUGCUCAAGGAUUAUGUGCCACGUAUGAAAAUGGCAAAAGAUAAGAGUUUCCUGGCUGUUGUCAGUGAUCUAGAGAAACUAAAUCUGGUGGCUCCUAAUCAGUUGGAUUUGAUAGAAGACUGUUUGCAGAACAUUCAUAGGAUAGACCUGAAAAAAAAGAUCCAGCGGUACAAAUGUGCAGUUCUGACCAACAGUGGUUCUCAGCCAAUGUAUAUAAAUGCACUUCAGGCAUCUCUUCCUAACCUGACUCUCAUUGACCCUCCCUACAGUUCAGGGAUCCAGAAUGUGAACAAAGAAAGAUCGUUAAGUGGACAACAUGCCAUUCAGACAGAGCCAGUUCACACAUCAGUACAGGAAUCGGGAGCCACCUCAUCUCAGGUGAAUACAAAGGUGUAUGACGAUCGGUACAGAAUGCAGAGUUGGCCUUUAGGAAUAUGCCUGAUUAUAGAUUGCAUUGGCAAUGACACAGAUAUACUGGAGGACACCUUUAAAGCUCUAGGCUUUGAAGUUCACUGUUACCAGUAUUUAAGUGUGGAAGCCAUGAACCAAACAUUCCAUGAAGUUGCAAGGCUGCAAAAGCACAGAGACUAUGACAGCUUUAUUUGCAUAUUGGUCAGCCGUGGGAGCCCUCAGAGCAUUUUCUGCACAGACCAGACCUUUCCUGGGUACCCCUUGGAUCGGGUGAAGAAGUUUUUUACUGGAGACUCAUGCCCUGAACUCCUAGGGAAACCAAAGCUCUUCUUUAUUCAAAGCUACAUUGUGCCAGCAGAUCAGCAAGAACCCACCAGUCUGCUGGAGGUGGAUGGGAAUGAACAGAAAAUCACUGCCAGUACCAGAAGACCUAGGAACUGUAGUAUUCCCCCAGUAGCAGACAUCUUUUGGAGUCAAUGCAAGGUGGAUGUGUCUGUGCUAGAAAGGUCACCCAGCUCCCCCUCCCAUUAUCUACGCUGUCUGGCUGAGCUCCUGUGCAAUCCUCAUAAAAGAAAGCUCCCCCUACUGGAUAUCCAUAUUGAGCUGAACAACAGAGUGUAUGAUUGCAACAGGACCUCAGAUCCACAGCAACAAUACUCACUCCUGCUACAACACACCUUGAGGAAAAAACUUUUUCUUUUUCCCAGUUAAAAGCUAAUGGACAUUGCAUGGGACACGAUGUUAAGAUGGGGAUAUCCAUGUGGGCUUUAUCUUCAAUUGUCAUUGUUCCAUGCAUUUUUUUAAGUUCCUGUUGCUGGAGUAUCUGAGUAUUUUAGAAAUGUUUCUGAACUAACUUCAGCUUCCCAAUGGUCCCAAGUUGUAGCCCUACCUGAAGUGCUUUACAGUAAUCUAAUCUCUAUGACAAAAGCCUAGGUAAGGGUAGCUAGGCCUGCCUCUGAAAUAAGAGAUCACACUUGCCACACCGGGCACAGAUGGAUAAAUGUGCUCUUUGCCACAGCUGACCCCUGAGUAUCCAGCAGCAGCCCAGGAUCUGAUGAGACUGCUUAACUGUAAAUCUGGCUAGCAAAUAACAGCCACCUUCCACCAAGCAGAGGAGUUUAUGUAGCUAGCCCAGUUCCUAGGGCUCCUUGCUCCCACCCUUCUAACAUUAUUUCAGUCCCAUCUAGAUUGAGCCUCAGACAGCUAGACUUAGUGCAUGCUCCAGUUUCAGGCAGACACCAAGUCACCCAUUCCAUUGCACCUUCAGACUCAGUCAUAAUGGCAACGAACAACUAGGUAUUAUCCAUGUGCUAUAGACACUGCAAUCUCUUCACACGCACAAGGUUCAGUUCUUCUGUCCCACUGCAUUUGUACGAGACAAAAGACCUCUGCUCAGUAAUUUUAUUUUUCUUAAUUACCUUCUCCAUUUCCUACGGGAACAGUAAGAGACAGGGUUACCAUAAAUGUAGCAAUUCCUUUCCCUUCCACCUUCUACAAGGCCCUGAUCCUGUGAGCUCUGAGGCAAGUGAGUGUGCAUGUGAGUACUUUUGGUUGACCCUCAGUAUUUUUGCAGGAUUGGGGCCUGGAUGAGUCAGUUUUAAGUUUGUCACUGGCCUGACUGUGCUUCCAUCCAUGGCAUGGUUCCAUCAUCCCCCCCACUCCCUCCUCUGCUCUCCUUCCUCCUCCACACACACUUCCUCCCCAACCCUGCACACUUAAAGUAAGUAAACACAUUGAACUAUUUAACACAGAACUAUUUAACACAGAACUAUUUAAUAGUUUUGGUAUAGCUUCCUGUCUAGCAAACAAACUAAGGCCUUGUCUACCCUUAAAAGGUUUUCUGCUAUAACUAUACCAGAAAACUCUCCUAGAGUAGAUGCAGUUGAUAUCAGUUAUACUAGUUGCUGAUAUAGCUUAUGCUAGUUCCCCUGGCAAAAUAAGCCAUGGUUGCAAAAAGGACAUUUUUCUUGGUAUCCCUGCAUCCACACGAGGGCUUUUGCCAACAGCUAUGCCAGCAAAAUAUAACGUCCCUACCUGACAUAACUAUGCAGGCAAAACUUUUAAGGGUAGACCAGGCCUAAGAGAGGGCUGCCAGAGGUGAAGUGCUUGAUGGCUUGGCCAGUAAGUGACUAUUCUGUUUCCCAAACCCACCGUAUAUUGCCUGCUGUGGGCUUGGCCAUGACUUUCAGUAACUCUCCCUUGAAGCCAGACUGCUUUUAAUGUUCAUCCCAAAAAAUCAGCACAAGCCUUGAAACAGUUCCUGCAGUCAAAACAAUGGAAGUUUAAUAAUUAGCCCAGAGUUGGGCAAAAUGUGGCUGAGGAAAGAAGACUCAACCAAGAAAAUACAGAAAUGCUGCAGAGAAAAAUAUGUAUAUUUAUUUAUACUAAUAUAUAAUUUUUAUGUAAUAAAAAUGUGUACAUAUAUAAUACAUAUUAAUAUUUUCACUUUGUAUGUGUCCUAAUUUUUUAAAAGAUUUUAACAAUUUGUUUAGUUUGUGUUUUAAUUUCAUAUUCAUUCUGAUGUUAUGCAUAUUCUUUGUAGAGGAGGAAAUGAGGGAUUGUGAUAGGUAUAAGGGGAGUGGUUGGGUAAAAGUUUGGGAUGAAUGUGACUCAUUCCAUGUUGUCACAGAUCUGAUCAGGUGCCCCCUUGCAGCCACCUCAACACCGAACUACUGUGAGGGGAAUCGAAGCCUCUGUGGUUUACAGAGCUUGACUGGAGUCUAGUCACGUUCCCAGUCUUGGCGUCCCUAGGUCACUAUUGGGGUGCAGACCUGCUAGCUAGAACCCCAUCCUGAGAGCUGGAACCCACUGUCCAGCUGCUUACCCCCUCUGGUGCACUGGUGACCCCCUCACACUUCUCCAUAUUUGAACACACCCUCUUCCAGAACUCCACUGAAAGGUGUGACGUUUCUGGUUACAAUUUAACUCUCUCACUGGCACACAGCAGUUGUGAAGCAGGUAACAUACAGAGACUUUCUACAACUAGAUGAUGCUGUAGGCCAGAAUGCCGUGAGGAGUCUGAGGGACAGCUAACAGGUGCUGUGAUUCAAAAUGUUGCAGGCAAAGGGAAAAUGAGGCACAGCCAAAUGGUGGUAGUGUGUGUCAGAACUCCCCUGGGAGAAGGGAGAUUGGGUAGUGAAGAGUACUGCCAAAUUAUGAUACCCACCAGAGGGGUGUGAACUCUGGCGAUCUGGAGAAAAUGACUCCUGAGCAGGGCACCUUCUGCCCUUUUGAAACCUUCUGGCCCCUGCUGUCAGCUGGCACCCUUGCCAGCUCAACUGCUUGGGGAAGUGGAAGGGGGAAAUGUGCACCUUAAUUAAUCUAUGUUUUCAGUGUGGUCAGUUGGGGGGAGGAAGCACACCACCUCUCCCCAGGAAGUAUAAAGAAGGGGCCUGUGCUUGGGGAAAGUAGGGAGAUUUCACCUUGCCCCACCAGGGAAUGGCAAAAGAGUUGUUCAAGUUAAGUGCUCUUCCAUUGAAAUGUAAUCACUCUACACAAUAGAUUUUCCUCCUGUCUAGGGGAACUGGUUUGUCAGGAGAGAGGUUGCCUCAUCAACAAAGUCACCUGGAGGAGGACAACUUUGUGUGAAAACUGGUAAGGGUGCUGAUAGAGGGGGCUAAAAGGUUUUAAAAGGACAAAAGCUGUUCUCAGGAGCCAUUUUCUCCAAUCAGUGAGGAUCCAGCCUGUUUGAGGCUGCCGUCCUGGACACUGAUGGUCCCCUAAAGAUUCAUAAGGGAAGGGUGACCUAAUGAGGGACACUGGUUUAAGAUCUUUUGUCAAAGAGCAAAUGUGUUAGACUCUGUGCUAAGUAUGUGUGAAUUCCUUCCCAACUGUUGUGUGCCCCAAGAGAGUUCAACUGUAACCCAUACAUUUAGAGGAGCUCUGGGAGAGGGGAUGUUUAAGUACAGGAGAAUCUGAGGAGUCCCCACUAGCUGCUGUACAGCAGAUUCCAGCUCUCAGGAUAGAGUGCUAGACAGCAGAUCUAUGCCCCAGUAGCAUGCCUACGGAUUCUAAGCCUGGGGGAAUGGCGGGACUCUAUUCAGGCUCCAGGGGCUUAAAGUACCCAGGGGAUCCAGGGGUGGAUGCUCAGAUUCCCCUUACAGCAGUCCAGUGGGUGGAUGGAAGAGGGCAUCUGACUGGAUCUGUGACAUGUAUUUUAGAAACCUCUUUGGAGUGUUAUAGGGCAACUGUAUACCUCUUUCCCUGUCUAAAACGAGCUUGUCCUUGUUACCAAGUACCAGUAAACCCAGAUAAUCUGACAUUUGGAAGCGUCUCCCCCACCUGAAACUCUGAUUUUUCAAAGUUCAGCCAUGUGACUUGUUGCCAUUUGGAUUGUCUUAUUCAUAUAAGGCUUGGAAUGAGAGGAAAAAUUGGUAUUUAAACCAAUUUUCACAAACUAGACAUUUUCUAAAAUUGAUUUUUGUAUGAGUUGUAAGACUAAUUCUAAAGCCAACUCCUUGUGAUCUUAUCAGGGCUAGAAAGAAAUGCUUCAUAGCAAUGGUUUGUAAAGUAAGAUUUGGAAUCUUAGAACUAGUUCCUGCAGACACUGGGAGAUGAGGCUAGCGGUGUGAGAUACGUGUUUGUUAUUCUGUGUCUGUUGAAUUAAGAUGUAUUCCCUGGUUAUCAUGCCCAUAUAUGUGGUAUAAAUAAAUAUAUGUAUUGAG
Messenger RNA from Mauremys mutica (yellowpond turtle), 5831 nucleotides. It is a transcript of the gene CFLAR, whose product is annotated as CASP8 and FADD like apoptosis regulator. Gene Ontology annotation, molecular function: protein binding; cysteine-type endopeptidase activity. NCBI's taxonomy places the organism in Eukaryota, Metazoa, Chordata, Testudines, Geoemydidae. Gene Ontology annotation, biological process: negative regulation of extrinsic apoptotic signaling pathway via death domain receptors; proteolysis. The record is from RefSeq and is a predicted model, not a curated record.